Dioszegia hungarica is the source of this 879-nucleotide messenger RNA. RefSeq names its product transcriptional regulator TACO1-like protein. The coding region runs from base 1 to 879 and encodes 292 amino acids. Lineage: Eukaryota; Fungi; Basidiomycota; Tremellomycetes; Tremellales; Bulleribasidiaceae. Gene Ontology annotation, cellular component: mitochondrion. The transcript is spliced from 4 exons. The record is from RefSeq and is a predicted model, not a curated record.
AUGCGAUCUGCCCGGCUCAUCUCAGAUCUAGUGGCAGGCCCUUCUCGCCCUUGCUUGGCAUACAUACCCCGUCAAAUCUCCCCUAGGCCGCUCCACACCUCCGAACCCGCCAGAUCGGGCCACAAUCGAUGGUCCAAAAUUCGACACCGGAAAGGUGCUGCGGAUGCGCAAAAGAGCGCCCUUUACUCUCGCCUCACAGCUGAUAUCCACUCUGCCCUCCGACCUCCAGCAUCACCCGAUCCGGUCUUCAACGCUCGUCUAGCCACCGCAAUCGCCAAAGCUCGAGAUGGUGGCGUACCCAAAGAUGUGGUGGAGAAGUGCUUCACUAAGGCUCGGGCAGCGGCGGAUGGGAGUGGGCAGAGCGUGAUUUACGAGGCUGUGGGCGCUUCAGGACGCGAGGCGAUGAUCAUAGAAUGUAUCACUGAGAAUGCCGCGCGAACGGUCAAGCGCCUCAAGGAGAUACUGCACAAACGGGACUGCCGGAUUGCACCAGUGGCGUACCUGUUCGAGAAGAAGGGGGUUAUUGUCGUCUCUGCUGCAGCGGGAAGGGGGUUUGAUGAGCUGUUCGAAGUGGCCGUGGAGGCUGGCGCGGAGGAUGUACGGGAGGUAGAAGAGGAGGACGGGAUGCUAUAUGAGAUCAUCACUCCCCCGACGGAGCUAUCGACUCUGACAAAUCUCCUCUCCGACCCAUCUCUCGCCGACAAGUAUCCAAUACAAAGCUCUGAGCUGUCUUUCCUCCCCACCGCGCCAUUACCGGUGCUAGCUGAAGGAGAAGAGGGCGAGGGAAUAUCGGAGGAGAGGGCAGAAGCGGUCGAGCGGGUCGUAGGGUUACUGGAGCUAGAAGGGGACGUGGUGAAGGUCUGGACCAAUCUCGAAUGA